AUGGCGCCACCAACGUUCACCUUGCGAUCGCUUCUCCGGCCCUUCAGGGCAGCCACGGAGAGCGACGUGCACGACGGAGAAGACGAGCCGGUGGAAUCGCCGGCGCGGGGGACGCCUCCCAGUGGCGGCGUGGCCGUCAAUGCCACAGCGAACGACGGGGCGCUCGUCAUAAAGACGCACUGCGAGCUCCCGGCCAUCGCGAGGAGCGCACACAGGGACAACUUCGCCGUUCUUGUCCAUGUCAUGGCCCCUAGCAUGUCCGUGGAGGCGACGGCGGAGCGCGCGCCGGUCGACCUCGUCACGGUGCUCGACGUGAGCGGGAGCAUGGCGGGCUACAAGCUGGGGCUGCUGAAGCGGUCCAUGGCGUUCGUCAUCGAUAACCUCGGCCCCGGCGACCGUCUCAGCAUCGUGUCAUUCUCCUGCGAUGCGCGUCGCGUGAUCGGGCUGACGCGCAUGUCGGACGAAGGCAAGGCGUCGGCCAAGGGCGCCGUGGAAUCCCUCGCUGCCGGCGGCGGCACGAACAUCCUCAAGGGCCUUGUCGAAGCCGCCAGGGUGCUCGACGACCGCCGGUACCGGAACGCCGUCGCCGGCGUCAUCCUUCUCUCCGACGGUCAGGACACGUACAAUGUACACUCGAGCAGCUACGGUGCCCUCGUGCCGCAUUCCUUCAAGCGCUCCGGCGACAGGUGCUUGCCGGUCCACACGUUCGGCUUCGGCAACGACCACGACGCGGCGGCGAUGCACACCAUCGCGGAGGAAACCGGCGGCACGUUCUCCUUCAUCGAGAACCAGGCGGUCGUCCAGGACGCGUUCGCGCAGUGCAUCGGCGGGCUCCUCUCCGUCACCGUGCAGGAGGCGCGCAUCACCAUCACCUGCUCGCACCCCGGCGUGCGCGUCAGGUCGGUCAAGUCCGGUCGCUACGAGAGCCUCAUUGACGCCGACGGCCGGGCUGCGUUGGUGCACGUCGGCGAGCUCUACGCCGACGAGGAGAGGCGUUUCCUGGUGUUCGUGGACGUGCCAGUAGCCGGCGCCGAAGAAGACGCCACGCACUUGGUCAAGGUGGGCUGCACUUAUUGCGACACGACAACUCAGUACUCGAUGGUCGUCGCCGGCGAGGACGCCGUUGUGCAAAGGCCAGUGGAGGUGCCCACCAACAUGGAGGCGUCCAUGGAGGUGGAGCGGGAGCGCUCCCGCAUGGAGGCGACCGAAGACAUCGUGGCCGCGCAAGAAGCAGCCGAGCGGGGCGAGCACGCGGCGGCGGCGGGGAUACUGAACCGCCGGCAGGAGGAGCUGGCCCGGACGGCGGAACGACUGGGCGACGACGAGAUGUGCGGGGCGCUGGUGUCGGAGCUGGGCGAGCUGGGAGCCCGCGUGGCGGACAGGUGGGAGUACGAGCACACGGGGCGCGCGUGCAUGCUCGCCGGCAUAAACGCGCACGGGCGGCAGCGGGCCACGUCGGUGCAGCUGCUCGGAUCGGCUCUGGCUUCGAUGCCGGCCGGGGCGGCGCCGCCGCCUGCGAUGGGGAGAUUUGGAGCGUACGAGACGCCGGUGAUGAGGAGGAUGGUGGAGUCGUCACGGAUGAGACGAGAGGGCGGCGGAACAACUGAAGAUUUAGAGCUCGACUUCUUGAGAGACUUGAACUGAACAUCUUUUUUCUUUUUUCCCCCUUUUGAGAGAGCCAUAUACACUUCUGGCUGGUGAAAUGUUUGGUUAAGUUUGGUUGUGUUUGGUUUGUGGUUUGAAUUUAUCAAUUUGAAGCUUGAAAUUUGAACUCGUUUAUAGCCUUGGCAACCUAUAAUCUGAUAUUUGGAGUACUAAUCCGAACCUAUAU
Messenger RNA from Oryza brachyantha (malo sina), 1831 nucleotides. Its product is annotated as E3 ubiquitin-protein ligase WAV3-like. The transcript has a single exon. The record is from RefSeq and is a predicted model, not a curated record. Lineage: Eukaryota; Viridiplantae; Streptophyta; Magnoliopsida; Poales; Poaceae. The coding region runs from base 1 to 1644 and encodes 547 amino acids.